Mesorhabditis belari is the source of this 999-nucleotide messenger RNA. The record is from the annotation of a GenBank genome assembly. NCBI's taxonomy places the organism in Eukaryota, Metazoa, Nematoda, Chromadorea, Rhabditida, Rhabditidae.
AUGCCGUUGCCCAUUUUCGGCAAAUCCCACAAGUCGCCGGCUGAUGUGGUGAAAAAUCUGAAAGAAGCACUAGUUCAAAUCGAGAAAGGCGACAAGAAAAGUGACAAGGCGAUAGAAGAGGUAAACAAAUGGCUACAGACAGUAAAGGGGAUCAUUUAUGGACAAGAAGGACAAGAACCGAACUCGGAACAAGUGGCUCAACUCGCCCAAGAAACUUACAACGCAAAUGUGCUCCCGAUGCUCAUCAAAAAUCUCGCAAAAUUGGAGUUCGAGAGCAAAAAAGAUGUGGCCCAAAUCUUCAACAACUUGUUACGUCGACAAAUCGGUACACGAUCGCCCACCGUUGAAUAUUUGUGUGCAAGACCCGAGAUUCUGAUCACACUAGUCAAGGGAUACGAAAUGCCGGAAAUCGCAGUGACAUGUGGCUCAAUGUUACGGGAAUGCAUACGACACGAUCAUCUAGCCAAAGUUUUGUUACAUCACGAAUCUUUCUACCAUUUCUUCACAUAUGUCGAAGUGUCGUCAUUUGAUAUAGCGUCGGAUGCGUUUUCCACUUUCAAAGAUUUGAUAACAAAACACAAGACGAUAUGCGCCGAGUUCUUGGACACGAAUUACGACAAAUUCUUCGGCGAGUACCAGAAAUUGCUCAACUCAGAAAAUUAUGUAACAAGGAGACAAUCGUUAAAGUUACUUGGUGAACUGUUGUUGGAUCGGCACAAUUUCAACGUGAUGACUCGAUAUAUUUCAAACCCGGACAAUCUGAAGCUGAUGAUGAACCUCUUAAGGGAAAAGUCAAAAAGCAUCCAAUUCGAGGCCUUCCAUGUGUUCAAGGUUUUUGUCGCCAAUCCGAACAAGCCUCGCCCAAUUGCCGACAUUUUGCUUCGAAAUCGAGAACGACUGGUGGACUUCCUCUCAAAUUUCCACAACGAUCGCACCGAGGACGAGCAGUUCAACGAUGAGAAAGCCUAUCUGAUCAAACAGAUUCAGGAAAUGAGGGCU